GGUAUAUUUUAUCUUCUAUGGGUACAACGUGUAUUCCCAUACACAUCAGACAUAUACAAAAAUAUCAGUCGUUAUUGGUUCAAAAAAUAAAAACUUAAUUUAAAAUAAGAAAUGGGAGAUGAAAUAAUAUGUUAUAGUUCUCAAAAUAUGAAAGAUAUUCAAUUAUAAAACUCACCAGUGGGGAAGAACGAGAAAUUAAAUAUGAUCUAAGAUCACCUAUUGAACUCAUGUUAAUCUGUUGAUUCCUUAUAUCUUAAAGUAUUUAUCAAAUUUUGUUAUUUUUUGAAAUAGAAAUCUCUAAAAAAUGACUCUGUUAAGAGUUAAUGAUAUAAAUUGUAAUAAUAAUAUGGAAUCAUUGGCAGAACAAAUCGUAGAUUCAAAUGGAAAUACUCGUUAUUUCAUUUCGAACUUAAGCAAUCAUCCUGAUAUUGACACAUUAACAGAUCAGGUAGGAAGAUUAACAAAUAGGACCUUGUAUUUUACAUCCGCAUCGAAUUAUUACGUUAAUUCUACUCUAUCAAGUUAUCUAGAACUAGAACCAGAUGGAAACACGUACGAUUUCACUCUGAAUUUGAGUAAUUAUCAUAAUAUUGGCACAAGAACCGAUCAUGUAGGAACAUUAACAAAUAGGAGCACUUACACCUCUUCUAUCCUAACUGAUUAUUCUAACUCUACUUCAACAACCUAUCGCGAUCUAGCAAUUUAAGUUAACAUAAUUCUCGUAAAGUUUUUAAAACCUGUAGAGAAUGAUUAAUGAAAAUGAAGUUUUUCCCCAAAGAUUCUGGGUCAGAUACUGAUGGCUCCCUUAAGGGGUAAUGUUAUCAAGUUAGGGUUCUACAACCCGAAUACAAACAAAUUUGUCAAUCUAAACUCUCAAUUAUCUUUUAACUCUAUCAACUAUAUUAACAUUUUAACUUUACA
Theileria parva strain Muguga is the source of this 921-nucleotide messenger RNA. RefSeq lists its product as uncharacterized. The transcript has a single exon. Bases 305 to 706 code for a protein of 133 amino acids. The record is from RefSeq and is a predicted model, not a curated record. NCBI's taxonomy places the organism in Eukaryota, Apicomplexa, Aconoidasida, Piroplasmida, Theileriidae.